Molecule: messenger RNA, 3137 nt
Organism: Chanos chanos (milkfish)
Lineage: Eukaryota; Metazoa; Chordata; Actinopteri; Gonorynchiformes; Chanidae
Gene: map7b
Product: microtubule-associated protein 7b
Exons: 20
Coding region: 22-2487 (821 amino acids)
Biological process (GO): microtubule cytoskeleton organization
Cellular component (GO): microtubule cytoskeleton
Source: RefSeq, a predicted model, not a curated record
UCGCGCAACUAAUCCUCUCAUAUGACGUCAGGAGAAAUGGCGGAGCAGGAUGAAAGCUACGCAUCUCUGAGUGUCAGCCAAGGCUCCGACAGUCAGUCGAGAACGGAGGAGAAGAAAACAUCAAGUCGACCAGACUCGUCCGCCUCCGGACACAACACCAUCAACACAAGCAUCAGUACUACUGAGACACACACUACAGCCAGAGCAGAACCCCUGGCACUGAAGAUCGAUGAGAGACAGAGGUUGGCUCGAGAGAGACGAGAGGAGAAAGAGAAACAGAAUGCUGCACGUGAGGCUCAGUGGCUGGAGCGGGAGGAGAGAGCCCGGCAGUACUAUGAGAAACACCUGGAGGAAAGGAGGAGGAAACUGGAGGAACAAAGGAUGAGGGAGGAGAGGAGACGUGCGGCCGUGGAGGAGAAACGGCGGCAGAAGCUAGAGGAGGAAAAGGCCCGUUAUGAGGCAGUUCUGCGUAGGACCAUGGAGAGAAGUCAGAGAGUUCGACCGAAGACAAAUCGUUGGAGUUGGGGAGGAACUCUGACCAGCAGCACCUCCCACAACAGUGGUUUGUUUGAGUCUGCUCUGCUCUUCCCUUUGGACCUAGCAGGGCUAGAGCGUUACCAUGGUGCUUUCAGCCUGGCUCGCCGCUACGGCCAGCGUUCUACAUAUGUGGACAGAAGGUCAGUCUCCACCAUGAACCUGUCCAAACACACAGAUCCUGUUAUAACCAAACGCCUGUCAUCCUCCUCAGCCACACUGUUAAACUCACCAGACAGAGCCUUACAGAAACGGACAUCGCUUUCUUCUUCCUCUUCACUGAUAAACAAAGCUCUGUCCAAGUCCAAAAGCGGCCGAGACAGAGCCAACCGGGACAAAGCUGCAGGUACACGUCGCAUGCCACUGACACCGUGGGAGAAUACUAUGGUCAACCGUCUCCAGACACCAACCCAUUCUUACCUGGCACGGAGCCGCAGUGCAGCGUCACUGUCUGCAGACACAGUGACCCCCAUUUGUCCUCGCUCAGCCUCCUGUCACCCAGGGACCUCAAUGUCCUUCAAGUCCCUGCAGUCCCGCAGUGCAGAACGACCAAUCAGGGCAGGCCUCAGCCUCGAGUGCCCAAUAAGGGCAGGGUACAUUGGUCCAGAUGCCACACCCAGAAGAAAGACCACACAAAAUAUACCGGUAGAUAGGAAGGAUAAGGACUAUGUGCGCAAGUCCUGGAGUAAUCUGUCUUACCCCACACCCACCCCCAUUUCCCUUGUACCCAAGAGAGCCCGUUCACCAAGCAACCAGCAGAAGAGGACCACUGCACCAUCACCUGUCAGGGCAACGGCUAAAACCUCUCAGAGACCCCCAACACCUAAACAUGCGAAGUCUCCGCCCCCACCCCUGCUCCCUCUAUCUCCUAGCAACCCAUCUCUGUCACCGGGCAACCUCCGGCCCAGCAGGGCGGUGCCAGAGAGUCCGAGAGAAACCCCAGAAGGGGAGGGGUCAAAAACAGAGGAGGCAGAGCAAAGUUCCACCCCUAGCAAAUCUGUGCAGGAAGGCCCGCCCACACCCAAAGCAGAGCCAACCAAUGAGUCUGUGGUAAGUCCUCCUGCGGCUAGACCCUCUGCUGGAACAACUGACCCAGAGGAAGCAUCCCGGAUCCUGGCUGAAAAACGCCGGCAGGCCAGGGAACAGAGAGAGAGAGAGGAACAGGAGAGAAGACAACAGGAGGAGGCAGAGAGGCGUAGCAGGGAGGAGAUGGCCCGCAGGAAAGCUGAGGAGCGAGCCAGGAGAGAAGAGGAGGCUCAACGUCAAGCAGAAGAGAAGAGGAGGAAGGAGGAAGAGGAUAGGAGAGUGGAGGAAGAGAGAGCACAGAGAGAGAGAGAAGAGGCAGAGCGUCUACAGAAACAAAAAGAGGAGGAGGAGGCUCGUCUGAGAGAGGAAGCUGAGCGAAUACGACAGGAGAGAGAGAGACACUUUCAGAAGGAGGAGGCCGAGCGGCUGGAGAGGAAGAAGCGACUGGAAGAGAUCAUGAAACGCACACGCCGCUCAGAACCUAAAACUACACCUCAGAGGAAUGGAGACUUACCUCAGCAGAAACCAGAGAGCACAGCAUUGGGCUCUAACUCCACUGGACCCUCAGUGAGUGUGUCAGAAGCACAGAGUGUUCAGGUGACCACUGAAUCUGACAAGACUGGUAGCAAUGGGCACACAGUUCCCAGUCUCAGCUCUCCUGCACUGACCCCUGCUGGACAGAGAACUCCCUCAGAUUCCCAGCUCCAUGAGAAUGGUGUUGUUACAUUGACUGAGCCGUUCGAGGAGAUAAUUGAGGUUCCUAUGGCGACCAAACUGUCCCGGCAGGAGGGCGACGGCGAGGAGGAGGACGAGGAAGGCGGGCAAGAGGAAGCGAGAGUUCCCAUCCUUGCCUUCAGAGAGAACUGCAGCACACACACUCUGAGUCAGCUGGAUGAGAGCCAGCCACAACAAACAGAUGCUGUUUGAAAUCUGGCACAAGAAGGAGGGAAAGACCUGCUGAGAGAGAACCAGAGUUGGAGAGAGCUUCUAACACCUGACAGCCAAGCUGUGAAGCUGCAUCAUUUUCCUCACAUAUUUCUGCCCUUUGAAGGAACAAUGUGGCAUUUCCCAGAAACUAAGACUUUUGAAAAACACCUGAUAACAUAUUUUCUGGUUAAGUAAAAAAAAAAAAGUUUAUAAUUUAUUACAGAUUUUCUUCCCUGUCCUGGAAACCAGGAGAGAUGUUUCAUUAUUCAGGCACUUGCUUGUGUUUGAGCUCCCCCUAAACUCCAGUAGAAUGCUCAGAGACAAGCGAGACCAGCUCCAAUCCUUUAUCCUGCUCCAGUGGCCGUAGGGUUUUUUCAUUAGUUGUGACUAAUAAUCAAUUCAGCUGUGAAGUCUGAUGUAAUACUUGAAGAAUUCCGCGUUGCUCUUGUGAUGGCAUCCAAUGAAGGCUAACCAGAGACUAUGUCAGCAUUAUGUUUUUAUGAACAUUAUAAUAAUUAGGUUUAAAAAAAAAAUGAAGUUUUCUCCUCAUUAUACCAAGAAUGGCAUGUCUAUUACAGCUACUUGGUUAAAUUACUGUAUCAAUAUGAAUUAAUGAUUUUUUUUUUUUUUUUGUAAAGAUCAAUUUUAGC